Symbiodinium natans is the source of this 1575-nucleotide messenger RNA. NCBI's taxonomy places the organism in Eukaryota, Dinophyceae, Suessiales, Symbiodiniaceae. The record is from the annotation of a GenBank genome assembly.
AUGGAAAAGGGGGCAUCGGAGGUCGAGAGCCACUUUGAGUUUGACUUCUGUGAUCGUGGCAAUUGGGGCAUCGUCAUCCAUUGUUGGUGUUUGGGCUUCGUAUCUGGAGGCUUCAGUGCCUUCCUCAUGGGCGUGGUUGCAGGCUAUCUGCACGUCCCCAGUGACAUCAUCCGAGGUUUGCAGAACAUGUCCUCCCUUCCGAAUGUCUUGUCAGUCUUCAUGGGUGUCGUCUCAGACUCCCGCCCGAUCUUCGGAUAUCGCCGCAGGCCCUACAUGGUGCUGGGCUGGCUUAUCACCACAAUUGCCUAUUCCACUAUGGCUUGCAUGGGGCUUCCUGAACCCUACUUCUGUACGGGACCAGAUGGCGGGUAUCUUUACGAUCGAUUGCCCUGCAACCCAGAUGCUGAUUAUUUCUACGUGCCCUUGGCGAUCUGUCUCUUUUCCGCGAACAUCGGCCUAUCGGUGAGUGGAGCUGCGGGUCGUGGUCUGAUAGUCGAGUAUGCAAAGGCUGAAGAGGAGGAGCGCCGCGGCCGAACGCAGACCAUGCUUGAGAUGGUCACUUUGGCCGGGUCUUUUUCGUCGCUGAUGCUGGCCGGUUUCGGCUUCAAUGGCCGGCUGUUCAACGGCUCCUGGGACCAGCGCCACCAGCUCGGAUACAGACAAUACUGUUCCAUUUACGCCGUGGUCGGCAUAAUUGCAGGCUUGUCCUGCAUCCGCCAUGUUCGCGAAGGACAAGGACGACGUGUCUCGAUGCGGCAGUACUUCCAUACUGCAUGGAGCCUCUUUCAGAGCAAGGCGGUGGCCGGUGUUGGGCUCUUCUACUUCGUAAGGGGUGUCUUCGCGACCGUCUUCACCACAGCGCACAUGUGGGUCAUGAUGGAGUGGGCCGGCGUGAAGAGCUUGCAAAUGCAGUUGGUCUCCAUGCUUGGGGUCUGCGCAUCCUUGUUCGGCAGCUGGCUCUUGCAGAAGUACAUGCUGAAUGUCAGCUGGCGGAAAAUCAUGGUGGUCGCCACGGUCGUUGGGGUAGCUUUGGAUGCUUUUCCGACGUUUCUGACCAUCUUUGGCGUGGUGCGAAACCAGUAUUUCUUCCUAGGUGAGGCAAUCGUCAGCGCUGUGCCGGAGUCCAUGGCAGUCCUUGUCAGCAGCUUCAUUGUGAACGAGUUGGCCGACAGCACCAAUUGUGGCCUAAUGGCAGGGCUCUUCACGACCAUCAGCAACGUGGCAAAUCCGUUGGGCUUGCUACUGGGGAACCAGAUUUUCGGGUUGUUCCAACCAGCGCUUUACGAUCGAGACAACUUCGUGGAAGAUACGCCGGCCUUCCGCCGGACGGUGGCUUUCUCUUACGGCCUGACCUACGCCUUCAUCCUUGCGCCACUCUUGGUCCUGCGCUUGCUUCCGAGCCAAAAGAGCCACGCUCAGAGGCGCAAGCGUGAAUGGAGACACAGGUGUUACUACGCGCUGCUGGCAGCGAUUGUGUUGAGCAUGUCGCUCCUGUACACCUUGGUGGGUGACGUCUUCGACAUGGACCCCGUCCUGGCUUGCCACAGGUUCGUGGGUGGUGGGGGCUGCAACUAG